This is a messenger RNA of Arachis ipaensis, 1629 nucleotides long. The record is from RefSeq and is a predicted model, not a curated record. NCBI's taxonomy places the organism in Eukaryota, Viridiplantae, Streptophyta, Magnoliopsida, Fabales, Fabaceae.
AUUAUUAUUUGUAAUUGUAACUAAAUCAUACUUUCAUUGUUAUGCUUUGCACAUAAUUGAAAAAUUAUAUAAGUAGCUAUAUAUAUCCCCUUCUUAAUAAACAGGACAAGUGAAGAUCUUGUCAAGAACACACAGUUUUCAUGUCUUGAUUGAUUGUGAUCCAAAAUUUGUUGAUUCCCAAUGGCUUCCACUUCCAAGCUUCUUCUUGGCUCAUCAUUAUUUCCUCAUCCUACUCCAUCAUCUCUUUCCAUCACAACUGGUUCAAUUGCAAGAAGAGCUUUAUGGCACAAGAAGAGAAAACUCCAAUCCUUGGAGCAUAACUGGAACCAUUCUUACAAAUUCAUUCAUGGAGGAUCCACACCUCAUAAACCCAAGACACGAAAUUUUCUUAUGAAAGCAACUUCUGAACCGUUUGAUACACAAACCAUUUGGAAGUCUACCAAAGAUAUCUUGCAUACUGUCCAAAAGUUUACUAUAUCUUAUUAUUUAAUUACUGUGAUAAUGUGCAUAUCUUCGACAUCGGUCCUUGCAGUGGAAAAUUUAUCAGAUAUAUCUCCAAAAUUUUUUAUUGGCUUAUUCAAGUUUAUCAUACCUAUCAUCUUCAUGCAUUGGUAUACAGUUGGCAUUAAUCAAUUAGUUGAUGUUGAAAUAGACAAGAUUAACAAGCCAUAUCGUCCUUUGGUAUCUGGAAAAAUUUCAUACAAAACUGGAGUCAUUAUCUCUAUAUCAUGUUUAUUUAUGGGUUUUGGACUUGGGUGGAUAACAAAAUCAAAGCCAUUGCUUUGGUGUCUCGUUAUGUAUUUUGUGGCAAUGACAGGUUAUUCAAUUAAUUUGCCACUUUUAAGAUGGAAGAAAUUUACAAUUCCUACACUAUUGUCAACUGUACCACCUAUGCUAAUAGCAAAUAACAUUGCACCUUUUCUUCAUAUGAAGGACAUACCUGACAUUGAAGGAGACACAGCUGCAGGUUUACAAAAUUUGUCCAUACGCUUAGGUCCAAAGCGGGUAUUCUGGUUGUGUGUUUUACUUCUUGAAAUGGGUUAUGGAAUUGCCAUUAUCAUGGGAGCAACAUCUUCCUUCUUAUGGAGUAAAAUUGUUACGGUGAUAGCACAUGGCAUCAUGGCUUUGAUCUUUUGGUACCGUGCUAAUUCGGUAGAUUUAAAGAGCAAAGAUGCUUCCCAAUCCUUUUAUAUGUUUAUCUUUAAGCUUCUUUGUGUGGAGAACAUCCUUAUACUUCUCGUGAGAUGAAGAUGCAGAUGAAUUAUUCAUAUAAUAAAUAGUGCAAACUUUUCUGCUACAUAUCGUGGUUCAAUAAAUAAUUUUGUAGAUAUAUAGUUAUUCAGGUUGAUUAUAUAUUUUUAUAUAUAUAAACUUGUUAGUAAUUAUUGUUUUUCGUCAACAACUUUGCUUUAAUAUCAAAUGGAAAAUAUUUGGAUGUAUGUUUUACGAUUUUGAAUAGGAAAACUUCCAUCACACAUAUGCAUAAAUAACGGAAAAACAUCUAAGGACAAAAUUCCAAAAAUUCAUUGCAUGAAACUAGCUUUUCAAUCAAGAACAAGUACAUUUAUAAUGUGAACUUGAAAAAUACUAUAUAAUCAUAUGGAGUCAUGAAUUAUCAAGAGAGGCACA